UGUUAUAAUAACAAUGCUAAUCUAGAUCUAGAUCAUUGAAAUAUAUUGUCUCUGCCAUUGACGAAGGAUCAUCUAACCAUAUCGAAAAGUUUAAAUUUAUCUGAUGAUAUUUUUGAAAUCCACAUUCUUUGCAGGAUAUUGCGAACACUUUCUGAGAUGAUCCCAUCAUAUUAAUGUCUGCAGUUUCUUCUGGCUUUAGGUAGAUUGAACACUUUUUGCAAAGGGUUCUUUUUAUAGAUGGUUCUCUGGAAAACGUUAUUUAACGUAAACACAAUUAAGUUGAAAAUAUGUACUUACUAAAAUGUGACAAAAAAUAAGUACUUACAUUUUUAGUACACUUUUUUUUGCAAUUGCUUUACAUUGUUGGCCGUAAUAGCUGGAUAAUGCAUUACAUCUUCGUGCCAUUAAUUGUGAUGCUUGAUAAAGGUAAUUUAUCCUGUUAAGUGUAUCUUUUCCAGGGCAUUUUUUCUGUUUUUUUAACAUCUUAUAUGUAUGUUUUGUCAGCGAAAACGAAAAAAUGGCAAUUAAAUUGACAUGAGUGCAGCCCAGCGAUACGGCACACACGCAUUUUUGUCAUAAAAUUUCUCUCACUUGAGGCACUGUAGUCAUUUAGGAGUUUCCAGGGGUAUCAUGAUAGCGAGAUUAUUUACUUUUACAUAUGCAAUAUCUUUUUUUGGGAAUUUUUUCACUAAUGUAACUGUAAUGUUUUGUUGGUAUAUUAAUUUAAUAUAAAGUCCUCAAUUUUAUAAUCACAAUACAUAUGUUUAUACAAUUUGGAAAUAAUUCUUCUUUUUUUUGUUCCAACUAAGUUCGACCCUGGUAUGCAUUUGACGUAACAUUAUGCAGUAUAGGUUAUAAUUAUAAGAUCCCAAAAAAAUUGUCGAAAAAUGAAAUUUAGUAAUAUUUUAUAUCAUCAGCAUAUUGGCCGUAUGGUAAAGCGACAUUGGCUUACAAGUUCCAAGAAAAUUCUAAAUAAUGGUGAAAUUGAAGAAGUGGCGAAACAAUUAGAAAUUCUUAAUUCCAACAUCGUGGAUGCUAAUGCUGUCUUUUCGGGAAAAAAUAAUAUAACACAGGAGCCGCAUAAAAAACGCGUCCCAGGAGAAAUUUAUUAUCAGGGUAAUCAUCAAAUUUACUCAUAUAGUACGGAUUCUCUAUUGAUUGAGGGAGUAAGGCAGGCCCAAGUGCUGACUAAUACUAUUGUUUUGGGCAAUUUACCUUCAAGAUAUGUAAAAUUUCUUGAUAAUUUAAAAAUACCAGACACAAUACAUGAAGAUGUCAUGAGAAGUAUCUUCUCAGCCCAUUUAUUUGAUGCGGAGCAGAAGAAAACUAAAAAACUUCAUGAUCAAUUCAGACCAGCUUUUAACUUUCCUCGAGUUUACGGAAUCACUGAAGAAAGAAAAAACUUGCUUAUCCUCGAUAAAUUAAUUAGACACUCGGAAAGGCUGAUGAAGAACAAAGCAAAUACUAAUUUACAAAAAAGGGUUCUUAAUGAUGCUUUGGUAAAAGUAACUUUUGAGAAAGAUGGAAAUGAAAUUAGGAUGGAUUUGUUGGCAAAUCAGCUAAUUUCUUCUACAAAACCAAUAGAAAAAGUGGAGGAAUGUUUUCAGAAAAACCCUGAAGCGCUGCCUGAUCUUUUUCCACUGAAACAUACAAGCUCCUUAAAGAUUGGUUCUAAUGAAGAAUGGGAGGAUUUGUAUCCUAUUAAUUCAGGAAAUCCUUUUCCUCACCCUCAUACUGUGUUUACAACUUUUUCGUCGAAUACCAAGACUCGUUAUGAGUUGCCUGCUAAUAAAAGUCAAAUUAAAUCUAGGAGCCUUCUUUAUGCUUUUGCCAUAGCCGCUGCAAAGGCGAAACAACAAUUUGGGAGCGGUGUUAAGAGGCUGCCUUAUCCAAUUGUGGUCCAGGCAAUUCAAUCAAAUGGCCAAUCUUAUCAUUUUUCUGUUUUUCAACUCAAUUCUUUGGAUCUUAGUGAGCAGGAAGAACAGAAAAAUGUGUGGUAUGAAAUGGAGAUGGAAGACCUAUACACACACUGUUUAUAUAUAGAUGGAAAGCCUCACCUUGAGAACUACAACCCAGCUAUUAUAUCCAAAUUUUUCACUUUCUAUAUCCAGUAGUAAAUAAUGGAUAUAUAUAUAUAUAUAUAUAUAU
Phlebotomus papatasi is the source of this 2148-nucleotide messenger RNA. It is a transcript of the gene mRpL37, whose product is annotated as 39S ribosomal protein L37, mitochondrial. NCBI's taxonomy places the organism in Eukaryota, Metazoa, Arthropoda, Insecta, Diptera, Psychodidae. Gene Ontology annotation, cellular component: ribosome; mitochondrion. Gene Ontology annotation, biological process: translation. The record is from RefSeq and is a predicted model, not a curated record. The transcript has 5 exons. Gene Ontology annotation, molecular function: structural constituent of ribosome. The coding region runs from base 888 to 2114 and encodes 408 amino acids.